Hibiscus syriacus is the source of this 670-nucleotide messenger RNA. Its product is annotated as protein DMP9-like. Bases 12 to 662 code for a protein of 216 amino acids. The transcript has a single exon. Gene Ontology annotation, biological process: endomembrane system organization. The record is from RefSeq and is a predicted model, not a curated record. NCBI's taxonomy places the organism in Eukaryota, Viridiplantae, Streptophyta, Magnoliopsida, Malvales, Malvaceae.
CCCAAAACAAAAUGGAGCAAACUGACCAUGGAAUUGGCAUCAAAGUUUACACUGCAACACCACCACGGGAGAAUCCUACACCCAUCUCCUCCCUCGCUCGACUGCCACCGGAACCUGGCCGGAGGCGGAAAGUCAUGGCCAAAGGGGUUCAAAAAACCAUAUCCAAAACUUCCAUGCUCGUCUACUUCCUUCCCACAGGCACUCUUUUAACUUUCGAAUUGGUUCUACCUUCUGUUUACCGCCAUGGUGUUUGCACCCAUGUUACCACCAUCAUGAUUUACUCCCUCUUAGGCCUCUGCGCUCUCUCUUGCUUCUUCUUCCACUUCACCGAUAGUUUCCGAGGUCCCGACGGGACGGUUUACUAUGGUUUCGUGACGCCUAACGGACUGGCCCUUUUCAAGCCUGGUCUUGAAGUCGAAUCCCCAAAAGAUGACAAGUACAAGGUUGGACUUACAGACUUCAUUCACGCCAUCAUGUCGGUCUUGGUGUUCGUGGCGAUCGCUUUGUCGGAUCACGGAGUUACCAACUGUGUUUUCCCAGGACGCGAGAAGGAGAUGGAUCAAGUUAUGGAGGGUUUUCCAUUGAUGGUGGGGGUUAUUUUCAGUGGCUUGUUUCUCGUGUUUCCCAAAACUAGAUUUGGCGUUGGUUGCAUGGCUGUUUGAUAUUUAGU